Messenger RNA from Megalopta genalis, 8101 nucleotides. RefSeq names its product unconventional myosin-IXb-like dachs (gene dachs). Gene Ontology annotation, cellular component: cytoplasm; membrane; myosin complex. Gene Ontology annotation, biological process: actin filament organization. Lineage: Eukaryota; Metazoa; Arthropoda; Insecta; Hymenoptera; Halictidae. Gene Ontology annotation, molecular function: actin filament binding; ATP binding; cytoskeletal motor activity. The record is from RefSeq and is a predicted model, not a curated record.
GCGCGCGAUCGGAGCAGCAUGUGUUGAAUUAACGCGAGUUCUUCCGCGGGACCGCGCGCCAUCUCCGAUUUGUCGCGCGUGCUUUUCUUCGCGCGACACGCUCGCCGGGACGCGGACGGAUUAACGGUCCGGAACGCGGAAAAAACGCGCGGCUGUGUUUUGCCUCGACGAGCCGCGAGAUCUGUCUCGACGGGCCGCGAGAUCUGCCUCGACGGGCCGCGAGAUCUGCCUCGUCGAGCUAUCUAUCCGUGUCGCUGAAUAGUACGAAGAUCUUCUGAUCGUCCUUGGAUCAUCACCUGUCGCCUUCGACCGCGAACACGCCCGGGGGUUGGGCGCCCGUUGCCCCGGCUCGGUCGCCUGUGAAGUUCGGUGCCGCGCGACCUCGGUGAUUUCGAUGACCGCGCAGGACGCGUCGACUCCCAAGCGUCUCUCCCAGUGACCGACUUUGGAUUAGUGACUCGCCCGAUGGAUACGGUUUUGGACACGCUGCCGACCCCUUGAAGGUGGCGAUCCGGCCGGGGGGAGCAACAUGGCGCGGCGAUGCGUCGCCGGUAAUCGAUACCCCGAGGAAAUCGAUUCGAUGGAAAGUCGAGCCAGGCCGGGUUCGGUUCACGUUCGAGACCGACUCGCGGACCAUCGAAUCGGGUGAAGGCCGCCACGAAAAACCGUUUCUCGCGGCGGUUCUUGCGGCGAGCCGUGCUGGAUCCGGAUCGAUCCUCUCGAUCCCCGGCUCCAAUUUCGGGAAUUACGAUGCCGUGUUCGGCUUGGAUUCGUGCCACGUAGCCCGGAGACGAUCGCCGUAGCGCUGGGAGAACCGAGAGAACCACCGUUGGCUCGGGGAUGCUGUUGCUGCCGAGGAGCAGACCCCUGAUCGAUUCAAUUAACAGAAGACAGGGAGAGUCGCGGCAGAAAAACACGAGGCUGGGUUGUACCCCGGAGAUUCGGACGACGAUUCUCGUCGAUGAUUCGUCGGAGGGGCUCGUUGAUCAGGACGACCGAGACAGUUUCGUUGCCGGAGGAGGCCCUGGAAUCAGGGUGUCAAGUGUCUUUUGAGAUUCAAGGCUAAAGCAGCAGAUGCCACUCCGAGCAGCGAAGUGCGAGUUACCGAAUCAACAGUCCCGCACGCGGAACAGCGGAGCCAAGCGACCGCGUCCGAGAGGGUUAAACAUCGAAUCGUGGCGGCGGUGGCGGCAGCGACACGGGUAAUUAACGGGGCCGGCCAGGAGAUAGAUCGAGGGUUAAAAGGAGGAGGAGGAGGAGGAGGAGGCUUCGACGUUUCCUGGCCGAUUAGAGACGAUUUCCCGGGGCACACGGCCAGGAUUAAUAUGUGCUUUGGACGAGUGCCGCGGGCUGGAAGUUGCGAGACAGCCGAGAACUCCGACGACAGCUGUCGAAAGGAACCAGAGGGGAUCGAGGAGGAGCUGCUCGGCUGCCCGGGCAGCCUGUCCUAUCCCGCGGGAAUGGGUAUGCUUCUACCGGACGAGACGUACGAGGAACGGUCCUCGUCCUCGAGGCGCAGCUCCUGCCCGAACGUCCUCGACGACAUCGACGAGGUCGAGGCCGCCAAGGCUCUGGCCGCGUUCAAAAAGUGCGACGAGUUCCUCAAGAGGCACGGCAUCAGGCCCGAGUUCUUCUGCAGGCACAGGGAGAGGAUCGCGCUACAGACAUGGCUGCUGCAGAGGUCCAAGUUGUCGUCCGAUGCCUCGUCCUCGAACGAAGCGGUGCACCUACAGCAGCGUCUGAGGAGCCUGAGCACGGAACUGGUGACCCUGAGGAACCGGCUGCACGUCAGCCAGCCGCCGAACAACAAUUCAGGGCCGAACGGGGCGAACGGGGCCCCCCUGUCCAAGAGCCCGGAAAAGGGAUGCGUGCCGUCGUCCCCCGCGCCCGCGGUCCCCCCGCGGACCACGCUGCCGCUCGCGGCCACGUUGCCGCACGGCCUGGGCCAUCCUUCGGGGCACACGCUGACCGCAUCGGCGAUCGUUCAUCCACACGUGAACCACGCCGCCGCGAACGCUCUCGGACACAACUCCAACGCAGCGAAUAAUUUAAUAUCCGACUUGGACCCCCCGAAACGCCAUAAUGGGAUCCCGGACGACAGUAUAGUGUCCUGCGUGACGGCCUUAGGCUGUUUGCGAUCGCCGCCGAUCUCGAGCAUCAUCGCGGACGUGAAGAACGCGAAGAACAAUCAGGGCCAGCAUCGAUGUCUCCCGAAGGGGACCACGGCCUCAUCGGGGCCCGCGACCUCCACGACCUUGGACGACCUGAUUCACCUGCCUGGCCCCCUGACGGAGGACGCGGUGCUCAAGUGUCUUCAGGCGCGGUUCUGCGCGAAGCAGUAUCAUACGAACGUGGGCCCCAUUCUGGUCUGUAUCAAUCCUUAUACGGACGUCGGGAAUCCAUUGACCUUAACGAGCACCAGGGCCGUACCACUGGCGCCCCAGCUGAACAAAGUCGUCCAGGAGGCUGUGCGCCAGCAGUCGGAGACCGGCUAUCCGCAAGCGAUCAUUCUUUCCGGGACGAGCGGCUCGGGGAAAACCUAUGCCUCCAUGCUGUUGCUGAGGCAGCUGUUCGACGUUGCCGGGGGUGGUCCCGAGACCGACGCCUUCAAACACUUGGCCGCCGCCUUCACCGUGCUCAGGUCCCUGGGCUCGGCGAAGACCGCCACCAACUCGGAGAGCUCUAGGAUAGGUCACUUCAUCGAGGUCCAAGUGACGGACGGCGCUUUGUACAGAACGAAGAUCCAUUGCUACUUUCUAGACCAGACGAGGGUCAUCAGGCCUCUGCCCGACGAGAAGAACUAUCAUAUUUUCUAUCAGAUGCUGGCCGGCCUGUCGAACGAGGAACGUGUGAAACUAAACCUGGAGGGUUACAACUUGAAGAAUCUGAGGUAUCUCCAACAUGGCGACACCAGGCAGGACGAGGCGGAGGAUGCCAUCAGGUUUCAAGCUUGGAAGGCAUGUCUAGGGGUGCUAGGAAUUCCGUUCCUGGACGUGGUCCGAGUCCUGGCAGCGGUGCUGAUCCUGGGCAACGUGGGCUUCACGGAUCGUCCAGGUGUGGAGGUCGGUGUGAUCGGCGAAAAUGAACUGGCCUCGGUGGCCGCCCUCCUCGGAGUCCCUCCGCCGGCUCUGCUGCGAGGUCUCACCUCCAGGACCCACAACGCCCGUGGACAGCUGGUGAAGUCGGUCUGCGACGCGAAUAUGUCUAACAUGACCAGGGACUCGCUGGCGAAAGCGCUCUACUGCCGCACCGUGGCCACCAUCGUCCGGAGAGCCAACAGUCUGAAGAGAUUAGGCUCGACCCUUGGCACCCUGUCCUCCGACUCGAACGAGUCCGUGCACAACCAGGCCGAAGUGACCAGCCAGCAUGCGUCGACCAUCGGCAGCUCGGCAGGUGGCACCGGCUCCAGGAGCAUGACGGCGCUGAACAACGCGGUGAGACACGCCACGGACGGGUUCAUCGGUAUCCUGGACAUGUUCGGGUUCGAGGACCCGAAGCCCAGCCAGCUGGAGCACCUGUGCAUCAAUCUCUGCGCGGAGACGAUGCAGCAUUUCUACAACACCCACAUCUUCAAGAGCUCGAUCGAGAGCUGCCGCGACGAGGGCAUCCGGUGCGACGUGGAGGUCGACUACGUCGACAAUGUGCCAUGCAUCGAUCUUAUUUCCUCCCUGCGCACCGGACUGUUGAGCAUGCUGGACGUCGAGUGCUCCAUCCGAGGCACCGCCGAGAGCUACGUCGCCAAAGUGAAGGUUCAGCACAAACAGAAUCCCCGGCUUUUCGAGCCUAGGACCGUCGACUGUAGAUCCUUCGGGAUCCAACACUUUGCGGGGAGAGUGACUUACGACGCGUCCGAUUUCCUCGACACGAACAAGGACGUGGUGCCGGACGACCUAGUAGCAGUGUUCUACAAGCACACCUGCAGCUUCGGCUUCGCGACCCACCUGUUCGGCAGCGAGCUGAAAGCGUUGUACGCGAGCGACACGGUGCCCAGAGGCGUCAGCUUCCGGAUAUCGCCGACCUCCCACACGGACCUUUUGAACGGGGACGAGCCAAUCUCCACGUUGACUCAGGACUUCCACACGCGGCUGGAUAAUCUCCUGAGAACUCUCGUCCACGCCAGGCCCCACUUUGUCAGGUGCAUUAGAAGCAACGGCACAGAAACCCCGCUGCACCUAGACAGAGGCGUGACUAUGCGUCAGAUACGAUCCCUUCAAGUUCUCGAGACAGUAAAUCUAAUGGCCGGCGGAUAUCCCCAUCGAAUGCGUUUCAAGGCGUUCAACGCCAGGUACAGACUGAUUGCGCCUUUCAAGCAGCUGCGCCGGGCAGAGGAGCAAGCCGUCGAGGACACCAAGCUCAUCCUUCAGAAUGCUCAACAGUUGAAGAGCAAAUUCGGCGCUAGCACCAGUUGGGCGUUAGGCAAAAGGCACAUAUUCCUCAGCGAAGGCAUUAGGCAGCAACUCGAGAAUCUCAGAUCGGAGACCAGGAGAAAGGCUGCCACUGCGAUACAGGCGACGUGGAGAGGCUGGAGGGUGCGCAGGAGAUGGCCGCUGCGGAAGACGGCGCUCGGCGUGACUUCCGGUUUGGGUCAGAAGAAGCCGCAGCAACCGACAUCUGGGAACACCGGAACAGUUCAGAGGAGCGUGACGACUUCCGGCGGCACAGGAACCGGGACCAGACCGAGGCCGCAGCCAAUCGCUGGCACACCGCCUCCGGAUCCCUCGGAGAAGUGCGCGGAUCAGAAGAUGAUCCAGCAAACGUGCACCCUAUUCGGUCUGGAUUUGGAACGACCGCCGCCAGUGCCGCCUAGCAGAAGCUACACGGUAACAGGUAACACGAAAUUGGGCUACCCGCAGACGAGGAUCAUGAAGAUGCCGUUUCCAGAAGAGGGCGAGGGAGAGGUGGUGCUGUUGAAAGGCGAGACGGUUCUAGUGAUAGGGGCGUCACCCAGCCGAGGUCACCUGCUUGUGGAGCACAACAACACUACUUUGCACGUCCCUUAUCAGUUCAUGGAACUGAAGCCCUGUAAUAUCAACGUCUGAACGCGUUAUUUAUUCCGUGUCUGAUUAUACAUAAAUAUUUCCUCCCCUGCUCCGAGCAGUGGAGGGAGGAGGAGCGAGAGCGGGGGUGGUGGUAAACGAGAGUAGAAACAACCAGCCCCGCCAUAUCGUCUCUAAUUAGUCCGAAUGAAGUCUGAUAUUGUGAGAAUAACACCGGGGAAACACCCGGAAUAAAGUUCGGGCGCAAGAUAUACCCGGGUAGGGAAUGGUCGGCGAUUAAAUGGGAAACAAAAAGCGGGGGUGGGAUUAAGGCGGGCGGCCGGUGCUCCACAGGACACUGAACUUCGUCCUUUAAUUAAUUACACCGGCCGUUAAGCGAGUUUAACGCGGAAGUCACUACGCCGGUGCUUAUCGCUCGUUUGAGACGCUGCGCGCCCGCUGAAACCACCCCCUCUUCUCUGCGCCCGGUGCCGCCACCCUCUGCGAGUCACGUUCGUCUUCCAUGUAGAUAAGUACACGCCACGCGCGUUCUCGAAUUAGUAAGCAUGUUAGCCGGUAAACGUCAGCGAGUCUGCGUCUGUUGGAGGCCAGCGUUCGAGACUUUUCCAAGCUUCUCGUUAAUGUUGCUCGUAAAAGUUCACCGGCGCGUUCUACUCUGUCUUCUCGAUUAAUUGCUAGCGAAAGUACGUCUUUGUUGUUCGGUAUUAUGCAGUCCGUACGAUCCGUACAGUUGGUCACGGCGUUUCAGCGUUCCAUGGAACUAAUUUUUCAACACCUUUAACGCGGACUUUGCGCACAAUUUCUGCGACAAAUAUUUCUGUAAUUUCAAGGCACUUAAUCCGGCUGUACGAUAAAUUGCAUUUUCUGUUUCUAAUUUAUUUGUGAAAUAUCAACGAAAUCGACUAAUGUGAGGAACAACGCAACGACUUCGAUCUCCGUCCGAUUUCAAUCUUCGAAUCUCUUUUUGGUUUCUUAAAUGUAAUCGACGUUCGUUGACUCUUCUGGCUAUGUAUUUUCAUGUCGUUCAAAUUCGUAAAAAUUACUGCGUUCUCGUAGAACGAAAAGAGAAUUCGAUCCGACAAUGCAGAACCUGCGCCGGUCGACCGAGACAGGGUUCAAGUCUCGAACGCUGCGGACAAAGUCCACGAGAGCCAAUGUAUAGAGAAUUCACCGUGGCCCAGGGGUCGUCGCUCGAACUCCGAUGAUCCGGGGACACCCGCAAUGUAUAAACGCAGUGUAUAAACAAUAUUCGCGGACGUUCUCGGAGGGGGAGGGGAGAGACUCUCGAGUAAGCGGUAACUUUAUUGCGUCUAUGAAGAAAGUUGUGUCGGGAACGAGAUCGAGAGAGCUCGGAAUGGUUGAACGAUAUUUACCAACAGUAUUCCUUCGUCUAUCUUUGAAUUCUUAGUGCCAAUUUCUAGAAUGAAAUCUGUCGCUACGCCGCGGCUUAAUAACGCGGCUGAUCCUCCCUGCCUCCUAAAAACUUCGUCAACCGUCAAAUAAACGGCGACGUUGUCGGGACGGUUCUUCCGAAUCUUCGACCACACUUUGCUUCACCGGAAGUUAUUCACGGCAUCGUGAAACCGGUUCUAGAAACGAAUAUUAAACCGUUCGCGAUAUUCCGUCGCGGGAAUCGUAUUCCGAAUUUUCGCGAGACGAUAGGGAAAUAUCUUCCGAAUAUUUAGCGAAUCGUAUUAGAAAUUUGUUGGGUUAUAAGGGGCUAUAAAAGGGGUGGUUUCGAUAUAAUUGCGCUCCGAUAUAAUUGUUCACAGAUCCGUGGAUCGUUAAUCUGAAGCUUCGCAGUCUCGGGUUUUCAUUCGAUGCUCGAAAAUAUUUUCCAAACAUCUGAUGGAAAGCUGUUAAAAAUUUCUGAAAAUUCGGAACGUCUUUCCGAGUCUCAGAGCGUUCGAAUAAAAUUCUCUUUCGAAUCCAGCUUCGUCUCUUAUAGGAAAAUAUCUUCUGAAUAUUUAGCGAAUUGUAUUAGAAAUUUUUUGAGCUAAAAAGGGGGUGGUUUCGCGACCCUCCUACGCUCCGAUAUAAUUGUUCACAGAUCCGUGGAUCGUUAAUCUAAAGCUUCGCAGUCUCGGGUUUUCAUUCGAUGCUCGAAAAUAUUUUCCAAACAUCCGCUCGAAAUCUUUUAAAAAUUUCCGAAAAUUAGGGAACGUCUUUCCGAGUCUCGGAGCGUUCGAAUAAAAUUCUUAUCGCUCCAAUGUGAAACCAGAAAAGAACGGAUCGACGGGAUCGCUCGCUCGCGCGCAAACGAUUUAAUUGGGAAACAAUUGCGUUCUCGCGUCGCCGAAAGAAAUAUUUAUGAAACGGGGUGCAAGAAAUUCGCUGCACGAGCUCGUAUAAUAAUGCUUGGACCGUUAUCGGGUCGAUGCGACCGGCCGAAAAUAAAUUCGUGAGAAAUCCGUGCGGGAUUUCCGUUCGGUAAAAUUGAAAUAAACCGAUCGAUUUGUCACAGCCGGGCGAUGGCGGCCGCCCGUAAUGGCGGCGCAGGGCCGCCGGAAGAUUAGGUUCAGGCUUCUCGGGAUAAGGCAGUCAAAGUGUCGGAAGAAGUGACGGACAGUUUCCGGGAGGUAUUACAUGUAGAUAUUGUAUUCGAGAGAUAUUAUAUUACGCUGCGGGGGGAUGGUCGGUCGGUUAUUUCGCCGCGCGGCAACCUGUAUUAUAUUAGAUAUCGCGAGGCAGCGUCGACAGUAGCUCUAGAGGAUAGUCCCCUAAUCGACAUUAUGCUAUCAUUCUACUCCGCGAUAAUCGUAACGCAACUGUUCUAACAGCGACUCGGGGUGAGGUAGGACACGACCGCUUUGUAGAUACACGAAACUCGUUCAGUUUGAAACGAUAAGCGUCCGUCGAGAGAGAGAGAGAGAGAGAGAGAGAGAGAGAGAAAUUGUGAGAAUGUGAGAGAGAGUGAGAGAGAGAGAGAGAGAGAACUCGCCCUAGAAACUCUCGAGAGCACAGCGUCUCGAGGACUGUACAUACGAGUAUGUAUGCCGAUGUUACGCGGUUUACGGAUACCGGAAGCUGAGAACCGAGGCGUAUAGGUAGCUGUAACCGCGUCGAGAACUUUUCGAAUAAAAUGUAAGCGUCUUUGGAUAUGA